CGAAGAUCAAACCAAAAUAGAAACAUUAUGUACGAUUUUUAUAGUUAUAUUUGAUCCUAGAAUAAAAAUCCCUAGAACGUUUAUGUCAAAACAGCUGAUUACAGUAACUCAUGAAAACCAAAAUUCAUAUUAAUUGAAAAGCUAUUGAAAAGUAGGUUAAAAAAGGUCAAAUAUAAAUUACGUUAUUGUUAAAUUUCAAUAAAAGAUUGUGAUUAUUUCAGUGAUAUACAAUUGUUAAGUGUGAAUUUUUCAACAUAACAGAUGUUUAUUGUGAGAAAUGUCACAAAUUGAUAUCCAGGACUUAUUCGAUAAAAGCAGGUUUCCCAGUGGUUGGCGUCUUGCACCUAUAUUUUUAUAUAUCCCAUUGGGUCUUGUACUUGCACUAUUACGAUUGUUGAUUGCUCUACAACUUUGGCUUAUUGCAAUAUUAUUACCUGAUUGUAACACUCUUCGGAAAUUUUUACAUCAUGGAUUUAGUUUUGUUUUUGGUAUACUGACGAAGAUAUCUGAAGGUGAAGUUAGAGACAAGCAAUCAAGGAUUAUAAUUAGUAAUAAUAUCUCUGUAUUGGAUCAUUUUGCUUUGUAUAAAGCUACACAAGCACUAAGUCCUGUUAUGUGGGAGAUACCUACUGCCAUGACCAAUGCACUAGGAUUACAAGUGAUGGAUAUGAGUAACAAAGAAACUUUAAUUGCCAAUGUGAAACAAUUUCUUUCUACAACAAAUUACACUGUUGCAAUACAACCUGAAUUUGCUACAACCAAUAGUCGUGUAGCCUUGUUAAUGUUCAAUUCUUGGCCAUUUACCAUAGAAGCAUCUGUUCAACCAGUUACAAUUAAAGCAUGGAGGCCAGAAUUCAUACCCAUUCAUCUUACCUCAUUGGCAUCUAGACGAUGGAUAGAUAUUUUUUGGUUCAUGUUUGUCCCUUAUACAGUCUUCACAAUUAAGUACCUGAAAAUCAAACAAAAUCGAAAUUGUGAAAUACUAGUACGGGAAGUAGAAAAGGACAUAGCAACUAGUCUUGGACUUCAAACAACUUCUCAUACUGUAUUAGAUAAAAAAGAACUUGAAAAACGCUAUAUUAUGGAAAGAACACAAAGUAGAAGAUUUAAUAGAAAUUCUCCAACUUCGCAAGUUCAUAAUAUUGAAAUACAGAGGAUGGUUCGACAAGUCAUAAAAACACGCAAUGUUGAUAUAACAAUUGCCAAUAUAUUGGAUGGCAUAGUUACUUAUACUCCAGAUUCAUCUCAAACUGUUACACAAUCAGCAUCAUUAAAUCAAUUACAAAAAAGUACAGUUAAGGAUAACAGUAAUGCAGGAUCUUCUUCCUUUCAGGAAAGAAAAAUUAAAAUGAUAAGGGAAGCUAGGGAAAGAUAUAUUCAAAAACAUGGACUUAAAAAUUGCUGACAUUCUCAUCACAAUUUUAUUCUGGUUAUUGUGUCUUUAUUAAUUACAAAUAUCUAACGUUUUACCGUAUGUGUAUUUACUAUUACAUAUUGUGAAUACAACUUUAUUUCAAAAAUAUGAUUGUAUAUUUUUACAAUUUCUUAUCCUUUUACAUAAAUAUUAUAUUAUUAUUGUGGAAAAUAUGUUUUGGAAAACAAUAUUCUCAGUCAAUUCAUGUUUUUCAAAUUGCAAAUAAAAUGAAAAUUUCAUUUAUAUAUUAGUAUAUUAUAUAUAUCAUUAUUUUUAUUCAUAAAUCUUUUAUUCUAAGUGUAUGGCACAAAAAUUAAUAAAAUAUAAGAAGAAAUAUAUAAAAAUGCAUUAUAUUUAUAUUUCACUACUUACUCGUAAUAUUAAUAUAUACUUAUAAACUAUUGGAAGACAUUCAAUUUCAUAAAUUGUAGAUUAAUCCUAAUUUUAUAUAAAAGAUAUUUAAAAUCUACCUAUUUUUACUGAACAAUAUAUUAUUACUGAGCAUUUUUUAACUUAAAUAUAAUUAAUUUCGUUCAAGUAAAUAUUAAAAUCAAAUGAUAAAUAAAUUCAAUGAUUAAAUUAAUACUUUUUAGGAUCUAAUAUCCUUUUAAUAUUAUUGUACUAGAAAAUUCAAAUAAAUUGCUUAAUCAAAUAUUCAAUGAUACUUAAGAUUUCCAAGACAUACAUAUUUUAUCUCAAGAAAAUCUUCAACACCAUGUCUAGAACCCUCUCUUCCUAAACCUGAUUCUUUUACACCUCCAAAAGCAGCUUCUGCUGUGGAGAUUAUUCCUUCAUUUACACCAACCAUUCCAACUUCUAAUUGUUUUGCUACCCUAAAUAUUUGCGAUAUAUCUUGAGAGUAAAAAUAUCCAGCUAAUCCAACAGAUGUAUUAUUAGAAUUUUCUAUAACUUCAUUUUCGGUUUCAAAUUUAUGAAUAACAGCUAUUGGGCCAAAAAUUUCCUUGUUAUAUAUUUGCAUUUCUUUAGUAACAUUAGUUAUAAGUGUGGGAGCAUAAAAUAGUGGCCCUAAUUCAGGCAAUGGUGUACCACCACAAUGCACUUUUGCUCCUUUUUCUACAGCAUCAGUAAUUAAUGCAUGAAUCAUAUUUAACUGACUUUCUUUAAUGAGAGGCCCAUGUGUAACCUCUUUCUUAUUACCAUCACCCAUUUUAAUUUCACUUUGAAUUUUUGAUAAAAACAUUUCUAUAAAUUGAUCAAAUUUAUUACUAUGUACGAAGAAUCUAUUUGCAGAAACACAUGUUUGACCACAAUUACGAAAUUUACUUAACAUAGCACCUUGUACAGCUAUAUUUAAAUUUGCAGAAUCAAAAACAAUAAAUGAUGCAUUACCUCCUAAUUCAAGACAAAGUCGCUUUAUAGUUGAAGCACUUUGUUUAUACAAAAUUUUCCCAACAGCAGUUGAACCAGUGAAUGAUAAAACUUUUACAUUAGGAUUUUCACAUAAUUCCCUGCCAACAUUAGGAGAAUUUUUUAAACUGGUUGUAAUUACAUUUAUUGUUCCACGAGGAAAACCUGCUUUUUCUGCAAGAUCAGCUAAUGCCAAAGCAGUAAGGGGUGUUUCUUCUGAUGGUUUAAUUACACAUGUACACCCAGCAGCCAAAGCUGCAGCUGCUUUACGUGUUAUCAUAGCAUGUGGAAAAUUCCAUGGUGUAAUUAAAGCAGCAACACCUAUAGGUUCUUUAUAUAGCAAAAGUUUUCUAUUAGAUAUUGGUGUUUGCAAUAUUGUUCCUUCAAUUCUUCUAGCUUCUUCCGAAAACCACUCAACAAAUGAAUUUCCAUAUUUGAUCUCAGCUUUAGAUUCUGCAAUAGAUUUUCCAUUUUCUUUAGUUAAAAUUUCUGCUAGUUCCUCUGUAUGUUCUACCAUUAAAUUAUACCAAUUUCUAAGUAAAUCACUUCGUUCCUUUGCUGUUGUUUUACUAAAUGAUUUGAAAGCUUCAAAUGCUGCAUUAAUUGCUAAUCUUGUGUCUUUUAUAUCCAUAUCAGGUACAUUGUUAAUAACAGAUUGAUCAACUGGAUUAUAAAUAGGAAAUGUCUCAUUUUUUCUCCCUCCUAUCCACUUUCCAUUGAUAUAUCCUUGAUCUCUUAGAAGAUGCAAUGAUCGAUUUAAUAAAGGAAUAUAAUAUGAAAUAUUUCUUUGUAACAUGUGCAUAUUAAAGAAAGUUGGAUAUAUAAUCUUUAAUAAAAGAACAUCAAAGAAAGGUAACUUAUGUGUUUAAUGCAAUGUUUUAUUGCAAAGGUUAUUUUCAAGUAACGUUAUAAAUUCGUCUUAUCAGCUUUAUCACAAUUGACUUUAUAUAACUUGUCACUAUUCUGAUUAAACCUAUACAUGUAUUCCAGCUUAUUCUUUGACUUUGUGGUAGUAUGUGUAGCCGGCGCGCCGGCGUCUUUCAGUCAAUAAAAAUAUUAUCUGAUUUAAAUGUGUUUUACAAUAUCAUAUUCGAUAAAACAGAAAGUACACAAGAAUUUGCAUUAUGAGUACAAAUACAAAGAGAACUAUUUACGUAGGAGGCUUAGCCGAAGAAGUUGAUGAAAAAGUACUGCACGCAGCAUUUAUACCUUUCGGAGAAAUUGUUGAUGUACAAAUACCAUUAGAUUAUGAAUCAGAAAAGCAUAGAGGAUUUGCUUUCAUUGAGUUUGAAAGUGCAGAAGAUGCAGCAGCAGCAAUUGAUAAUAUGAAUGAUUCUGAACUGUUUGGACGAACAAUCAGAGUAAAUAUUGCAAAACCACAAAAAAUAAAAGAAGGUUCAUCAAAACCUGUUUGGGCUGAUGAUGUGUGGUUACAAGAGCAUGCAGGUGAAACACUUAAAAAUGACGAUAAUUCAAAAUCAAGUGAUACAAUACAACUGAAAAAAGGAAAACAAAAUCCUCAAGUAUAUUUUGAUAUUAGUAUUGGAAAACAAGAAGUGGGUAGAAUUAUUAUGAUGCUGAGAGCUGAUAUUGUACCAAAGACUGCUGAAAAUUUCCGUGCUCUUUGCACUCAUGAGAAAGGAUAUGGUUAUCAAGGAAGUACUUUCCAUAGAAUUAUUCCAGAAUUUAUGUGUCAAGGAGGAGAUUUUACAAAUCAUAAUGGAACUGGAGGAAAGUCAAUCUAUGGAAAUAAAUUUGAUGAUGAGAACUUUGAAUUGAAGCAUACAGGACCAGGUACAUUGUCAAUGGCAAAUUCUGGACCAAAUACAAAUGGAUCGCAAUUUUUCAUAUGUACAGCACGUACAGAUUGGUUGGAUGGAAAACAUGUAGUAUUUGGACACGUUCUUAGUGGUUUAGAUGUUUUAAAAAAAAUGGAAAAAUGUGGUGCAAAAUCAGGCACUCCUACUCAAAAAGUUGUUAUAACAGCUUGUGGAGAAUUGACUUAAAUAAAUCUUGUUUAGUAAUUUACAACAUUUGCAAAUUUUAUAUCACUUAAACUUAAUAAAUAAAUUUAUAAAAAAAUAAUUCAAAACACCAUAUCCCUGAUAUUUAUUUAUUUAGAAUUCUUUCUUUCAAAAUAGUGCACAAUAAUCUAAUUGAAAUGCCAAUAAAAACCAAAAUAAUUAUUAUUAAUAAUUAUUAAUUUAAGCGCUAUAAAAUUUAUAAAAUUUUUUCAAUCGUGUAUUUUAAAAAGCUUUCUGGAGAAAUCGAACGAUUCGC
Messenger RNA from Heterotrigona itama, 5062 nucleotides. NCBI's taxonomy places the organism in Eukaryota, Metazoa, Arthropoda, Insecta, Hymenoptera, Apidae. The record is from the annotation of a GenBank genome assembly.